AUGUUUAUAAGAAGAAUAUUCACGUUAAUGGCAUCAAUAAAGUUUGCAUUCUUCGGAUGUGCGUAUGAUGAUGAGACUCCUUCUGACGAAUGGCUCUCCAUAAUGGCUUUCAUGAAUUUAUCACGUGACUUGGUGCUCGGAUAUGCUGCAGAUGUUUCUUCCGACGAGUAUAAUGACGAUGGAGUCUCCAUCCAGAUAACAGCAGACGCAAAUGACUGCGAACACAGGAUGAAAAAGAAGCACUGCUUCCAUAGACCGUGUCCCAGUGAGACCGAAAACACGAGACCAUCGAACAGGGCGAAAUCGUUCGAGAAUUGUAACGACGGAGUCGUGAAAUCGUUCACGCUGAAGACCUCGGAAUGCAGCAGUCUGAAGGAAGUUAUGAACACCUUCUGCCUGCCAUGCCAGAUAACCAACAGAACAGUCGGUCCACCGUCUCGUAACGAUACAGCGACCAAGGGGACAACCAGGAGAACCUGUUGCAAACCUGCUGCUUCAAAAGAUGUGCAAAUAGAAAUGUUGUGCGGCAAGGAGGUGAGACUGGAACUCUUUGAGAGAGUUACGAGGUGUUCUUGUACAACUAGCCCGUCAAGCAGACACGCGUGCUCUAUGGUUUAGUGUUCUGCGUGCCGCUGCUGGCUCCCUCCCUCAGUUGUCUGCAUUGUUUCCGCGUGCUAUUUUGGCUGCUUGAUUAGUUGCUCAAUUAGGUAGUUGGUUCGUUUAGUUGGGGCUUGUUAUUGCGAGUGGAUGUUUCAAUCGAUGAAUGCAGAGUUUCUUCAUUGGUUGGCUGGCUGUCUGGUUGGUUAGUCGAUCGAUUGUUCAAUUGAAAGAUGACAAGCAAUUAUUGUUGAAGGGCUUACUGUGACUCAACUUUUUUAAAUGAUUUUAUCAAUAAAUAUUUCAUGCUGACAUCAUUUUUUAUUUCCAAUCAAUUUAAACUCAACGUGCUUGCUGUUGUUAUUUAUAAUUGGCGAUAAAUUUUUAAGCGGAGCAUCCUUGCAGUGGUAGUGAUUGAUGACGAUGACGACGAUGAAGAUGGUGACGAUGGUGAAAUAUAAUGCUGUGCAAACGUUCUUGAAAGCUUGUUGAUUGUAGUUG
Molecule: messenger RNA, 1098 nt
Organism: Helobdella robusta
Lineage: Eukaryota; Metazoa; Annelida; Clitellata; Rhynchobdellida; Glossiphoniidae
Exons: 4
Coding region: 1-618 (205 amino acids)
Source: RefSeq, a predicted model, not a curated record